This is a messenger RNA of Ogataea polymorpha, 2315 nucleotides long. RefSeq lists its product as uncharacterized. The transcript has a single exon. Gene Ontology annotation, molecular function: L-lactate dehydrogenase (cytochrome) activity. NCBI's taxonomy places the organism in Eukaryota, Fungi, Ascomycota, Pichiomycetes, Pichiales, Pichiaceae. The coding region runs from base 24 to 1685 and encodes 553 amino acids. The record is from RefSeq and is a predicted model, not a curated record. Gene Ontology annotation, biological process: lactate metabolic process.
GUUUUUUUUUAGCAUCGAUACGUAUGUGGAGAACCUCCUAUAGAGCAUUUACCACAGGCAAAAAGCCGCUGCCACGGCUGUCCCGUACGCUGGCGUCGUCUGCUAAGCAAUUCCCACGCAGAUCUCUCGGCGCCGCAUUUGUGGCCGGUCUAGGAGCUGCCCUCGUGUGCAGACAGCAGCUCUCCAGCGAGUCGCCUGCCCUGCCAAAGCGCAUCGUGCCCGUUGACGAGUUCGUCAAGCACAACCGGCCCGACGACUGCUGGGUGGCCAUCCGUGGCCAGGUCUACGACAUGACAGAGUUCCUGCCCCAGCAUCCAGGCGGCCAGUCUCCUAUCAUUCGGUACUCGGGCCACGAUGCCACCGAGCUGUUCGAGCAGCUCCAUCCCAAGGGCACUAUCGAGAAAAAUCUCCCGAAAGACAAGCAUCUCGGGCAGCUGGACGGGCCUGCGCCGACGCUGGAAGUGGCCGAGGACGAGUUUGAGGAAGAGCGGCUCGAAAACGUGGCCAACAUGCCAAACGUCAAUGAGGUGAUGAAUCUGCACGAUUUCGAGUACAUUGCGAAAAAAAUCCUCCCCAAAGGUGCGUGGGCGUACUACUCGUCCGGCGCAGACGACGAGGUGAGCAUGAGAGAAAACCACUAUGCGUACCAGCGCAUUUAUUUCCGGCCCCGCGUCCUGGUGGACGUGAGCAAGGUGGACACCAGCACGACGCUGCUGGGCACGCCGACGAGCGUGCCUUUUUACGUGAGCGCGACGGCGCUCGCGAAGCUCGGCCACCCGGACGGUGAGUGCUCCAUUGCGCGCGGCGCGGGCAAGGAGGGCGUGAUCCAGAUGAUUUCGACCCUGGCGUCGAACUCGCUCGAGGAGAUCGCUGCGGCGCGCGUCCCUGGCGCCACGCAGUGGUUUCAGCUGUACGUGAACGAGGACCGCAACGUGGCGUUUGAGAUGGUGAAGAAGGCCGAAAGACUCGGCAUCAAGGCCAUUUUCGUCACCGUGGACGCUCCGAGCCUCGGCAACAGAGAAAAGGACGCACGGGUGAAAUUCGAGGGCGAGUCGGACGUGCAGAAGAGCAACGAAGUCGUGCGGAGCCAGGGCGCCUCGCGGGCGCUGUCCUCGUUCAUCGACACGCGGCUCACGUGGGACGACGUGAUCAAAAUCAAGCAGAGCACCAAACUGCCGGUGCUGAUCAAGGGCGUGCAACGGCUCGAGGACGUGGUGCGGGCCGUGGACGACGGCUUCGACGGGGUGGUGCUGUCGAACCACGGCGGGCGGCAGCUGGACACGGCGCCACCGCCCGUGGAGCUGCUUGCCGAGGUGGUGCCCGAGCUGAGGCGGCGCAACAAGCUGCGGCCGGACUUCGAGAUCUUCAUCGACGGCGGCGUGCGUCGCGGCACAGACAUCCUCAAAGCGCUGGCCCUGGGCGGCCAGAACGUUCGUGUGGGCGUGGGUCUGGGCCGGCCGUUCCUGUACGCCAAUUCGGCGUACGGCGAAAACGGUGUCCGCAAGGCCAUCCAGCUGCUCAAGGACGAGCUCGAGAUGGACAUGCGGCUGCUGGGCGUGCGCAACCUGCGCGAGCUCGACGAGACGUUUGUCGACACAAGACGCCUGAUCGGCCGCGACGCGCCGGACGAGCUGUACAACCAGCUGUACAGCCCGCUCAAGACGGUCAAAUUUAGAAACGAAUAGAAUCUCAUAUGUUGAGCUCUGUUUUCUCAAACUGGUGUAGUGCGUCGACCAGCCGCUGUGUUUUCAGCCAGUAGUGUCUUUUCUGGCUCUCUGCGGCCGCCAGUUCGGCGCUGAGCGACUGGUGCAGCCGUUCGAGCUUGGCGUGGUACUGUUCCAGCUGCGCUGCGCACUGUUCGAGCGCUGCUGCCGGCAGCGCCGUCGUGUCGAUCUGCGGCCUCGCCGUGUACGUGCGCACAAGCUGCUGGUGCAGCUGUGCAAUCUUGCGCUCUAUUUUGGGACACUGCCCGCGCGAACGGGGCGGCGAUGCGCUUCGGUACGACACAAGGUCUGCUCUGAGCGGAUCGGCCGCGACAGGCUGCUUGUGGUGUCUCUCGUGCUCGUACAGCUCGUCGACGGCGGCAAACUCGCUGCUGCAGCGGAGACACGCAAACGGCGUCUUGCAGUGGAGCACCAGGUGGCUCAGCAGCGCAGAGGGCGAGUCGCACUGCCGGCCGCACAGGUUCCAGCGGCACCGCUGCCCGUGAGCGGCGUGUAUCGCCACGUGCACACACAUCUCUGCCGGCGCGCUAAACACGGCGUCGCAGUCUGUCCAUUGGCAAAAAAAACGGGCUCUAUCGGUGGACAUGGGUG